Molecule: messenger RNA, 816 nt
Organism: Tetrahymena thermophila SB210
Lineage: Eukaryota; Ciliophora; Oligohymenophorea; Hymenostomatida; Tetrahymenidae
Product: tetraspanin family protein
Exons: 1
Cellular component (GO): membrane
Source: RefSeq, a predicted model, not a curated record
AUGAACUUGAAACUUUUAAAGAAGUCUGUAAUAAUAACAAAUUCUUUACUUUUGUUAGUAGGCCUGUUCUUUAUCAUUUAUCCAGCUAUUUUAUAUUAAUAAUAUGCUUAUACUACUUAUACCAAUAACCUUUUCUCUGGUAUUUUAAUAUUUGGAAUAGUCUUAGGAGUUUUUCUAAUUUUAUGGACUCUUUUUGGAGUUUUAGCUGCUUAAAAAAAUAAUACUAUGAUAUAAGCUGCGUAUAACGUAGGAAUAAUAAUGUUAUUUUUAUUAUCUAUUGCUAUUCUAGCAAUAAGCUGUAUAGUUUAAUAUGAAGUUCCAAGUUAUAAAAAUGAUGAAAAAUGUACAUAAUAGUCAAUUUUAAUAUAGUUGUAAUAGCUGAAUCAUAAAUCAAGUUUAACUUUAUGCCAAAAUGAUUGUUUAUGCAACUUUAAAGGAACUUAAGAAGAAGCUGAUAAAUUAGGAAUUAAUAAUUUUAACCAUAAGGACUCUAGUCCAGUUAGAGUAUAAGAUUGCCAAAUUUUUGAAGAUUUUUAAUUUGAAAAUCAAAGUGAAAAUAGUGAAGUUCUUAAAUUUUUAGAAGAAUUAUUUGGCUGCAGUGGAUUUUGUUCAUAAAAUUCAUAUUAUUUAUUUAGUGACUUAAAUGAUGGAAUACCUAAUGGUGACUGUAAAGUUCAUGUAAUAAAUUUUGUUGAAGAUAAUAUAAUAGCUAUUGUAAUUUCAUCUUCAUUUAUUACUGUCUUAUUAUUAGUGUCUCUUAUAUUUAACAUUCUUUUUUAUCUAGAAUUGCUUAAGUCUAGGUACUCUAGUAAAUGA